Molecule: messenger RNA, 13067 nt
Organism: Salvelinus fontinalis (brook trout)
Lineage: Eukaryota; Metazoa; Chordata; Actinopteri; Salmoniformes; Salmonidae
Product: cationic amino acid transporter 3-like
Exons: 12
Coding region: 7493-9433 (646 amino acids)
Biological process (GO): transmembrane transport; amino acid transport
Cellular component (GO): plasma membrane
Molecular function (GO): amino acid transmembrane transporter activity
Source: RefSeq, a predicted model, not a curated record
UUCCUUGUCGAACACGGACUGUUGUGUGCAAGCCUGCAGCUCUCCAUUUUAAAUGUAUUAAUAAUCUUAGCUGGCUAGUUAAUAAUACAACCUGGUCUCAGAGCAUAUCGUAUUAUUCUGUAUGUAAGUGUUGUACACAUUUAAUGUAGUAUGUAUUGAUUUGUGGAUGUCAAUCAUCCAUUUUGUAUAAUGUUACAAAUUGUUAAUUUGUAUGAUAUUUUACGAAUUCAAAAUCGUACCAUAUGUUAUGCACUUGCUAAAUCUAUCAUAUGUUACGAAUUCCAUUUUGUUGUGGAAAACAUUAACUUUAGCCACCUAUAGCUAAUGUUAGCAAGCUAGCUAACGUUAGCUAAGCUUGGGGUUACGUUGGGUUAAAUGGUUAGGGAAAGGGUUAGUUAACAUGCUAAGUAUGCUGAACAAAAAUACAAGUGUAACAUGUAAAGUGUUUGUCCCAUGUUUCAUGAGCUGAAAAAAAAUCCCUGAAAUUUUCCAUAAGCACGGAAAGCUUAUUUCUCUCAAAUUUUGUGCACAAAUUUGUUUGCAUCCCUGUAAGCAUUUCUCCUUUUCCAAGAAAAUCCAUCCACCUGACAGGUGUGGCAUAUCAAGAAACUCAUUAAACAGCAUGGUUUUGAGGGAGCGUGCAAUUUGCAUGCUUACUGCAGGAAUGUCCACCAGAGCUGUUGCCAGUGAAUUGAAUGUUCAUUUCUCUAUCAUAAGCACCCAACAUCAUUUUAGAGAAUUUGGCUGUGCGUCCAACUGGCCUCAAACGCAGACCAUGUGUAACUACGCCAGCCCAGGGCCACAUCCGGCUUCUUCACCUGAGGGAUUGUCUGGGGGGUAGGGGGGGUCUGUAUGUAAUAAAGCCCUUUGGUGCAGAAAAAAAUAUUUCUGAUUGGCUAGGCCUGGCUUCCCAGUGGGUGCACCUGUGCCCAGUCAUGUGAAAUCCAUAGAUUAGGGCCUAAAUAGUUGAUUUCAAUUGACUUAUUUCCUUAUAUGAACUUUAACUCAGUAAAAACUUAAAUUGUUGCGUUUUUAUAUUUUUGUUCAGUAUAGUUGCAAAGUAGCUAACAUGCCUAAGUUGUCCAUGAAGAGAUUCAAACACGCAACCUUUGGGUUGCUAGACGUUCGCAUAAAUAGAUAUCUCCACCCCGACCAACCACCCUCCUUUUCCUUUUUGCCUUAAGUAACCUGUCUUAUGUAACAUACCAAUUACCGUAUGUCACCAUAGCAUAUCAUACUAAUUUGUUUCCUGGAUUUACGUUUACUAUGAGACCAGUCUGAAGGUCACUAACUGAUAUAUUCAAUAAAAUAUAGUGCAUAAUCUAUUGCUGCUUAAUCAGCUAAGUGAGUACUGACACUUUCUAUUGUGGAAGGGUCUACGUAUGUUUGUGGUGUUGCAUAACUAUGUUCAAGUACCUGCUGAGGCUCGUCUUUUCCAGGUGUUUUUCAAAUUUCUGUGGCUUUUUUUUCAGCCAAAAAACAACCACCAAUCAAACUACCGCACCUACCUUUUUUCAGAGUUCCAAGGACCGUUUGAGUGUUGAGUAAUUUAUGGUAACUGGAAAGACUAGUGUGAAAUAACCCCACCUGAAGGAGUGUCACUCAAGGAGACAUGCACAGGCUGUGCAAGUGCAUUAUCUGCUUGAGACCUGUUAGUGCCCCCGGGCUUAGAGUAUGGUGGGUGAUGAGGCAAACAGCUCUCAUGGAGGACAUGCUGUGUAAUCAAAUAUGUCAUAUACUGUGAGAUAUAACCUUCAAGUAUAGCAUGGCACUCCAGUACUCCUUUCAGCCUUUUGGUGAAAUUGCAUUAUUGUGUGGAGACACGGGUGCGGUAGUAGAUAGAGGGCUUUACAUAGCAAGAGAUGGCUGAUGCUCUGUCAUCUAGGCCCAUAAUUAGAUUGCCCUUUGAAGACAGGGACCUGAUGAAUAACAAAUGCUGUGUGUGCAUCAACUGGCAUAAUUUCAGAGAAGCCAAAGCAAAGUAACCAUGGAAACACCCACAAAUUGAGCAUUAUGCCCUGUGUCUCAUUCCUUAGCAAAAGUUGGCAAUGAUUCAUUCCAUGGUCAAAUGAUAUGACAGGUCUUCUGAAUGAGGCCUGUCACCUUGAAUUGUUGGAACUGAAUCAUGAACCUUUUUCAUUUAGCUGUACAGGCUAAACCUGAGCACUCACUUGUUUGAUGGAGGCCACAUUGUUUCCCCUUUUUGUUGUUUUUCCAAACAAUAACAAUGAGUGGGAGUAGAACCUUUUUUUCUUGAUAUUUAAAACCUCUGAGCAUGGAACAGCUUGUUCUAGUUGUAGUCAUGUUUGGCAAGACAACAGUAUUGCGUUGUUGAAUUCAGAAAUGUCCUGGCACCCAGGUCAUAUUUCCUGUGUCAUAAGUUCUGCUUUACAAUGGUUCUUCUAUGUUUACAGUCAGGGUUUAAAUUUUGCAGGUUAGAGGUCUACUAUUUCACCUGCCACAUUGGCGAGUGGUCAGGGCUCCACAGUGCGAGCAUUUCACUAGCAUUUGUGAAUACAAAGUAUGAUCACAUUAAUAGCUAAAUAAAUUCUGCAGUAGCUGUUUUCAGAGUAUUUCUGCCGUUUUGUUCCAUAGCUGGUAAACGCACAAAGUCAAAGAACUACGAAUUAUAUAGUAUAGUAGUAUAUUAUAUAGCCUAUCCCACCUCGCGCUACUGUGCUCACGUGAAGAGCUGAGUGAAGGAUUAUUUUUUGAAGUGCUGAGCACAGGCAUAAUGGUCUAAUUUAGUUGAAACGAAAGUCUACUGAAGUGAGACUUUGUCACUGUUUCUUGGCUAUUUACAUUGUUCACAAGCUAUGUUUUUCAAUGUUUGAGUUUCAAAUGCUAGGGAAAAGAAGACAACACGGCUACUAGUCAGACUCAUUCUCACAAACAUGACUCGAGUCGCCUUACCACUGUAACAAAGAUUUCUAUUACUAAACCAAGAUAGACCACAGCCUGUUUACAUUGGAACAAAUUAGUCAUAUGGGCGGAACAAGCAAGGAGGUGGGCAGAGCCAAGCACGAGCUAGCGAGAUCCUAUUGGCGCGUUCUAGCAUAUAUUUGCAUAUUUCGGUUUAGGGACCGCCUACUCUGAAGUGCGCGUGUGCAGUAACUAAAUUUGCACUCUAAAUAUUGACUUUUUUUUUUUUACUUUGGCAAAUGGUAAAGUCUACAAAACUGUGUCCACUGUUCGUAACAUAUUUUAGUUUUGGGAACAGAACUAUUGGGGUCAAAUGUUUAAUUGAUGAGAAAAUUACAUUUUGGCUGACAUUCUGCUAUCUCGUUCCAUCUUCUCCCACUGCCGACCACUGGGCUUUCCACUCCUCACUACCAAAUGCCACUCAGAUGCUUCACAUUUAUACAUCCAGUGAAAUAUCUGUCUCAUUGUUCUAUUUGUGACUAAGCUCCUGUAAAAAUAAUAAUAAUAAUAAUAAUAAUAAUGUGAUACAGCCUCGAUUCGAGCCAGGUUGUCUGUUGUGACGCCUCUAGCACUGAGAUGCGGUGCCUUAGACCGCUGCGACACUCGGAAGCCUGUUAAAGGGGCAGGUGAAAAUUUGUCCCAAAAAAUGAAACGAAAUGAAACAACAUUUAUUUCUUACUAGUAAUGCAUGUAUUGUUUUAGGAACAUUACAAAGCAUGCUCAUUUGUUUUAUUAUACAGUGGCUGGUAGACCAAAAAGUUAACUUAAGGCCUUCUUUACAGUUAAAAAUAAAAAUACAGCUGUGCCACUCGGGAGCCCAAAACAGUUAUAUUCUUUAAUACUUCUUAGAAAUUACCAGAACAUGCAAUUAAUUUCCCACAUCAUAUUGCAAAGACUUUGUGAUGAUGUUUAGCCCACACAUUUCACCAUGGUCAUGCUAGGCUACACAAACAUAAUCAUGACUAAUUAUUUGUUCACCUCUAAGAAGGUUAGCAGGCUUAUGUAACACUGUUGAUUAUCCUCUUAAUGGAGGAGAAAGGCCAACUGUGCUUGAUAUAGUUGUUAUUCCAGAGGCUGGAUUUUCCCAACUUAGCCUGGCUAGUAUGUCAGUCUACUGCGCUUAGUAGAUGACAACAUGCAGCCUGGCAGACCUUGCAAUCCCAUUUUGACUAUCUCUAUCAGCCUAAAGUCAGCAAUAUGUUAAUAGUCAAAUUGUUAGGAAAUUGUAAGUGCCGUGGGUGUAGUAACUUGUGACUGAGAUGUCUAUUUGUUGAACUCAUAGCCUAUAGCAGGGCCAUUUAACGUAUUCUUACGGGGACAGAUGUAAAAAGGUUAAUUGCACGGGGGCCGGACAUUUUGCACAUGCGAUUAUUCUUCAGAAGAACUGUAUUAAAGAAAGCAAUGCAUUACCACCAAUAUAGCACUUUGGAGGGUGCUCAACCAACACCAGUUGAGGUGCAACCAAAACAAUUGAUCAUCAUUGAAAGGAAAAGGUGCAACGCUUGCUCACCAUUUUUUUUGUUUUAUUUAAACAACUAUUAAAAGCUUAAUUAAAAGUAAUUAGGUCAUUUUUUAAAUCCUAAUUAAGCAUGUCAAUAAAAAGACAGCUAUGCCAAAUUCCAGUCUGAAGGAAGAAUUCUUUGAAUUAAUUUUUCUCAGUCAUUAGAUGUUUGUUGUCACACCCUUCUAACGAGUCCUUGUGAGCAUCAGAGAGGGAAAUGGAAGGCACAUGCGUGUUACUGAGAGUCGUAGCUUUCAGGAAUGGUGUCAUAGCUUAAACCGUUCAAACGCUAGAGAUAAAUUCAUAUGAAGAAAAAAUUAUCAACAUGCCACAGGCGCUAGAAACCACACUAUAGACAACCACCAUAGUGCUAGAAACCACACUAUAGACAACCACCAUAGUGCUAGAAACCACACUAUAGACAACCACCAUAGUGCUUGUCUUUUUGGCACUGAAUGUUGGAUUUGGGCAGGGAUUUUUUUUCAGAUCUUUUGUUAAUGUUCAGAAUUGAUCUAAGGACCGGUAUAAAUUAAUAUACGGGCCAGAUCUGGCCUGCUGGCCGCCAGUUGAAUAGCCCUGGCCUAUAGUGUGUACACUAUAGAUUUAAGAACAAGGGCCACAGGGGAAUGAGAUCUAGGUGUAGGAAAUGCAGUUGCCUGUGUCCCCUGUAGACAUUGUCUCCUGUCAGCCAAACAGAGUUGACAUGGAUGCUCUCUCCCUCCUGAUGAGGUGUGUUUCCCAGACUUGGCCUGAUUAAACUUGCAUGGCCUCUCUGGUGUGUGUGUGCCAGCAUCAACCCUUCGAACUGGACCCAUUGCCAGACAGGACAGCUUUAUUAUGUCCAACCAUGGUGCCCACACAGUGGGCUUGGACAGCAAUUUUUUUCCUGCUGAAUAGUUCCUUUUUUGGGCACAGUUGGAUAGGGCAAUUCUAGUUUUCUUACCCAGCUUUGUAUUGGGAUCAUCUGUCUGCUUCUUAAAAAUUUAAUCGGUCUGGUGUGUCAAGUCAGAGGCCUUUCAUCAUGUUUUUCCAUUCCCCUCUCUCUCCCAAGCUUUAUUUGCCAACUAUGCUGCCAUUCCUGCUAUUCUCUCUUUUCACCCUGUUCUCUUUUCAUUUAUUUUCUUCAUUCUCCUAUUUUAGUUUUUCUGGCUGCACAUGAAUGGGGUUCUUGACUCCCUCCCUUUCAGUCUUUCAGAUUCAAUAUGGUCUCAGCCAAGGUCAGGGUACUUGUCAGCACUAUGCACUACUGCAGGGCUUUCUUUCCUCAAGCGGCCACCAGCCAGUGGUCGGGGCCUAAAUGGCUGCCUGACAUUAUUCACUAUUCAGCCAGACAGGUAAAUUCCAUGUAAAAGGACCUACGAGCUCCAACAUCUGAAGUUCAUAUGAGCAUGUCAAAUGAUAGCUAAGAGUCUCUAUUUUUGAGAAAUUAAGGCAUAUAUACAUUUUUCAACCAUUUUCCAUCCUAAAAAUGUGGAAUAAGCUAACACUAUGAUUUCUUGUCAAACAGAUGGAAAGGGGGUCUUAAACAUCUACCAGAAAGUCUUAAAAGGUGUUAGAAAUAUACCAAAAAACAAUGUUGAAGUAAAGACCCCUGCCAACUAAUAUCAACACUUUUUUAUAUUUGGUUUAUAAGAGAAAAAGUCAGCAUUCUGUAAGUUCAAGAAAUCUUGCCUUGUGCCUUGAAAUUCCAUUACCAAAAACCCACAUCAUUAGACAUGAUCCGGAACUUUGGCGACUACUAAGUCUUUUUUAAACCUUCCGCUUUAGACUGGAUUUGUUGGUGUAUUUCAUACAUAAUCUAUGAGCAGAAUUACCUAAAUUGACCACGAAGUCCCUAGUUUGAAAUCAACUUGUUUUCUGGAAGUUGUACUGCACCAUUUUCCCCCCACAUGGGCCAGCUCCCUAGCAAUUUGAGUUCUAGCCAUUUCAGUCAAGACUAGCAAGAUGGACAUGCAAUGACGUGGUGUACAUAUCUGCACCUAUGUGAUGUAGUACCAAUUUUCGGGGACCACUUUUGGCUUGUGAGCACAACUUUCAGAACUACUGUCAAAAAAAGUAUACAAAACUGGAGAGUCUCUUUUGAGAUAUUUUCUCAUUUCUCUCCCUCAUGAGGAGGAAGGAUAAUGAAUGUUCACAGAACAAGUAAAGGUAGACAUCAAUUAGUUGUAAUGUUUUACUGAUAUCAGUUUUGUUUAUGAAUUAAAUGAAUCGGUAACAGAAUUUCUGCAAUUGAAUUGGCUACAAUGGGGAAAUCAUAGUUGUCACAAAGCACAGUUGGGUCCCCUGCUACUGUCCUCCCUUCUGCUGGCAUACUGUCAUGUUGAUCUGAUGUUUUCUUUCUGUAGUCUGGUGGUCAAAGCAAGAGUGUGAAAAGUCUCUCCAAUUAAUGUCACCUCUCCCAGCUCUUAUUGACACCUACCCAUGAGCCCCCUUUCUUCCCAUUUUACUGUAAUAAGCAUCCUCUCCCACUGAGCACCAACUGACACCGGACGUCCAUGAAUGAUGAAAAGUAGUUGGAAUUUGGUCCGGCCUGACCUUGAUUUCAAUGUCCACAGACGUCUGGUACGGCUUUCAUUUGGCCCAAACAUAGACGUCCAUGGGCUCCAAGUGGUCUAAGGCACUGCAUCGGAGUGCUUGAGGUGUUACUACAGACCCGAGUUCGAUCCCAGGCGACCGGGAGACCCAUUAAGCGGGGCCCAGUUGGCCCAGUGUCGUCCGUGGUAGAGGUGGGUUUGACCGGCCGGGAUUUCCUUGUCCCAUCGUGCUCUAGCGACUCCUUGUGGCGGGCCAGGCACCUGCAAGCUGAUGUCGGUCGCCAGCUGGAUGGUGUUUCCUCCGACACAUUGGUGGGCUGGCUUCCGGGUUAAGAUAGCAGUGUGUCAACAAGCAGUGCGGCUUGGCAGGGUCGUGUCUCGGAGGACGCAUGGCGCUCGACCUUUGCCGCUCCCGAGUCCGUAGGAGUUGCAGUAAUGGGACAAGACUGUAACUACCAAUUUGCAUAUCACGAAAAAGGGUUGGCUGUAAGAAGAUCCUUCAUCUCCUCCUCUUGAUUUGGUGACCUGUCCUAUCAUGGCUGAGAAGCUAGCGUCCUUCGGUAAGAUGCUGCUCCGGCGACGGGCGCUGGACUGUAACCAGGAAGAGAGCCACUUCGCCCGCUGCCUGACCACGCUGGACCUUAUUGCCCUGGGGGUGGGUGCCACUCUGGGGGCUGGCGUCUAUGUGCUGGCUGGAGAGGUGGCCAGGGAGAAGGCCGGCCCAGCCAUCGUCCUCUGCUUCCUCAUCGCAGCGCUCUCCUCCGUCCUUGCUGGUCUGUGUUAUGCAGAGUUUGGUGCUCGUGUGCCUAAGACUGGUUCAGCCUACAUGUACAGCUAUGUGACUGUGGGGGAAAUCUGGGCCUUCAUCACUGGCUGGAACCUCAUCCUCUCCUAUGUCAUAGGCACAGCCAGUGUUGCUCGGGCCUGGAGCUCCACCUUUGACAACCUGGUUGAACAGAAGAUCUCAGACUUCUUCAGAGCCUCCAUGUCCAUCAAGGUCCCUGGGAAUAUUCUUGCUGAAUACCCAGACCUCUUCGCCUUCAUCCUGAUCUUGCUGCUCACUGGCCUGCUGGCAUUUGGCGUUAGCGAGUCGGCCCUGGUGAACAAGAUCUUCACGGGGGUCAACCUGGUGGUGCUGGGCUUCGUCAUCAUCUCAGGCCUGGUGAAGGGAGACCGUACCAACUGGAACCUCACCGUGGAGGACUUUGUCAACACAACCAACAUCACUGAUCCAGAGAUCAUUAAAGAGAAGUUUGGCACUGGGGGUUUUGCUCCAUUUGGCUUCAGUGGAGUCCUGUCUGGGGCAGCAACCUGCUUCUAUGCCUUUGUGGGGUUCGACUGCAUCGCAACAACAAGUGAAGAGGCCAAGAACCCUAUGCGUUCCAUCCCCAUCGGUAUCGUGGCUUCUCUGCUCAUCUGUUUCUUUGCCUACUUCGGGGUGUCUGCGGCUCUCACCCUUAUGAUGCCCUACUACCUGCUGAACAGAGAGAGCCCACUGCCAGAGGCCUUCAGUUAUGUGCACUGGGACCCUGCCCGCUACAUCGUGGCUGUGGGAUCCCUCUGUGCCCUCUCCACCAGUUUACUGGGCUCAAUGUUCCCCAUGCCCCGUGUAAUCUAUGCCAUGGCUGAGGAUGGCCUGCUCUUCCGCUUCCUCUCAAAGAUGAACAUAAAAACCAAGACCCCCCUGUUAGCCACCAUCGUGUCGGGUAUUGUAGCAGCCCUGAUGGCGUUCCUGUUUGAUCUGGCAGCCCUGGUAGACCUGAUGUCGAUAGGAACUCUCCUGGCAUACACACUUGUGGCAGUGUGUGUGCUUAUCCUCAGGUACCAGCCGGGUACCCUGGGCCUCAGCGGUGCCAGUGAGAAGCUGGUGGAGCUGGUGGGUCUGCAGAGGGCAACCAUGGCGGAGGGGGACAGUGGGGACGAGUUUGACCAGGAGGUUGAGGGGGAGACCAGGGCCCUCAGGGAGAGGUUCACCCUCAAGAUGCUGCUGGUGCCCAGCUGUGACGUCCCCACCAAGACCUCCGGACUUAUCGUGUACAUCACUACCGCUGUCAUCUCUGUGGUAUUCACCCUGCUGUGCGUAGUGCUGGCUGUGUGGGGGGCAGAGGUGGUGAGUGGCCACCCCCUGUGGGUCACCAUAUGUGCCAUACUGGCCUUCCUCGCCUUCCUGUGUGUGGCCAUCAUCUGGAGACAGCCCCCGAGCAGACAGGCACUCACCUUUAAGGUACCCCUACUCCCAGUGCUGCCAUUGGUCAGUAUCUUUGUCAACAUUUACCUCAUGAUGCAGCUGGAUGGGCCAACGUGGUGUCGCUUUGCAGUGUGGAUGACUAUUGGUUUUCUCAUCUACUUUGGUUAUGGGAUUAAGAACAGCUCAGAGGCCACACCCAACCGUGGUAAAUUUGAGACAGUCCUCCGAUCAAAGAGUCCCAUCUACCUGGCAGAGGAUGACAGUGAGGUGGAAGGGAUGACACCUUAGAGAAGAAUAGUGGUGGAGUAGAUGGUGUACGCCCCAACAACAUACCACGCAAGACGAACAGGUGCACAGUCUCAUCGCGUCAAUUUUCAACUGUCGGGGCAUUGUGCUACAACUGACUGUCUUCUCCUUUGUUGAUAUUUGGUCAUUCCUAUAAUGUAGAGAGACCUUCACAUGCUAAAUAGAUUUUGGAUGUACAGUAUCAGUCAAAAGUUUGGACAUCUACUCAUUCAAGGGUUUUUCUUUAUUUGUAUUAUUUUCUACAUUGUAGAAUAAUAGUGAAUACAUCAAACCUAUGAAAAACACACAUGGAAUCAUGUAGUAAGGAAAAAAGUGUGAUUCAUCAAAGUAACCACCCUUUGCACACCUAUGGCAUUCUCUCAACUAGCUUCAUGAGGUAGUCACCUGGAAUGCAUUUCAAUUAACAGGUGUGACUUGUUAAAAGUUAUUUUGUUAAUUUCUUUCCUUCUUAAUGUGUUUAAGCCAAUCAGUUGUGUUGUCACAAGGUAGGGGUGGUAUACAGAAUAUAGCCCUAUUUAGUUAAAGACCAAGUCCAUAUUAUGUCAAGAACAGCUCAAAUGAGCAAAAUGAAACGACUGUCCAUCAUUACUUUAAGACAUGAAGGUCAGUCAAUCCGGAAAAUGUCAAUAACUUUGAAAGUUUCUUCAAGUGCAGUCACAAAAAACAUCAAGCGCAAUGAUGAAACUGGCUCUCAUGAGGACCGCCACAGGAAAGGAAGACCUAGAGUUACCUUUGCUGCAGAGGAUAAGUUCAUUAGAGUUACCAGCCACAGAAAUUGCAGCCCAAAUAAAUGCUUCAGAGUUCAGGUAACAGACACAUCUCAACAUCAACUGUUCAGAGGAGACUGCAUGAAUCAUGCCUUCAUGGUCGAAUUACUGCAACAACUAAAAACACUACUGAAGGACACCAAUAAUAAGAAGAGACUUGCUUGGUCUAAGAAAAAAGAGUAGUAAACAUUAGACCGGUGGAAAUCUGUCCUUUGGUCUGAUGAAUCAAAAUUUGAGAUUUUUGAUUCCAAACCACGUGUCUUUGUGAGAUGCAGAGUAGGUGAACGGAUGAUCUCCGCAUGUGUGGUUCCCACCGUGAAGCAUGGAGGUGUGAUGGUGUGGGGGUGCUUUGUGGUGCACUGUCAGUGAUUUAUUUAGAAUUCAAGGCACACUUAACCAGAAUGGAUACCACAGCAUUCUGCAGCGAUACGCCAUCCCAUCUGGUUUGUGCUUAGUGGGACUAUCAUUUGUUUUUCAACAGGACAAUGACCCAAAACACACCUCCAGGCUGUGUAAGGGCUAUUUGACCAAGAAGGAGAGUGAUGGAGUGCUGCAUCAGAUAAGCUGGCAUCCACAAUCACCCGAGCUUAACCCAAUUGAGAUGGUUUGGGAUGAGUUAGACUGCAGUUGAAGGAAAAGCAACCAACAAGUGCUCAGCAUAUGUGGGAACUCCUUCAUGACUGUUGGAAAAGCAUUCCAGGUGAAGCUGGUUGAGAGUGUGCAAAGCUGUCCUCAAGGCAAAGGCUGGCUACUUGUAAAAAUCUCAAACAUAUAAAAUGUAUUUUGAUUUAACACUUUUUGGUUACUACAUGUGUUAUUUCAUAGUUUUGAUACCUUCACUAUUAUUCUACAAUGUAAAAAAUAAAGAACCUGGAAUGAGUAGUAGUGUAUUAACUUUUGACUGGUACUGUAUGUGCACUGAGAUAUACACUGAUUGUACAAAACAUUAAGAACAUGUGCGAUUUCCAUGACAGUCUGAUCUGGUGAAAGCUUAUGGUAGUAGGUGCCAGGCACACUGCUGGGUUUUUCACGCUCAACAGGUUUCUAUGUGUAACAAAAAUAGUCCACCACCCAAAGGACACCUAGCCAACUUGAAACAACUGUGGGAAGCAUUGGAGUCAACAUGGGCCAGCAUCCCUAUGGAACUCUUUCGACACCUUGUAGAGUCCAUGCCCUAACUACUUGAGGCUGUUCUGAGGGCAAAAGGGAGGGGUGCGUGCAACUUAAUAUUAGGAAGGUGUUUUUAACGUUUUGUACGCUCAGUAUACUCGAUCAACAUGAACUCGGCAAAUUUCUGCAUAUCUAAACAUUGAAAGGGUUCUUUGUAUUAAAUAUGUCAUUUAGGUGGUACAAAUGGCAUGAAACAGAGUUCCUCCAUUUUUAAUGUGUUAUUCUAGUGCCUGGUUGUUUCUGCCUGAAUUCAGCCAUUUUCCCCAAAAUGGUGUCUGAUCUCUACUGUCUUUGCCCUGUGAGUUACUGCUGGGUAAAGUAAGCACAUCAACAGGGUGUGUCGUGUGUCCUCCUGUCCAUAUAGGUAAAUUACUAUGGUAUUAUUUGUGUUCUUUGGGGACAGGCAAUACCAAGGAGAGGGUCAAACCACCCCAGAACUCACUGUCUGCACUUUAGAGAUGCAUGACAAUUAAAUUACAUUUUGUAAAACUUGGUCCUUUUUCCAAAAGAUGGUAAUAUUUCUAAUUUUUUAAGAAUUUAUCAUUUAGAGAAUAUUUUUUUAAACAAUCAUUAAUUUCAUUUUGUUUUCAUAUUUAUACAGAUACAUAGAUAUGUAUGUUAUAUUUGUUAAUUAUUGGAAGAGCUGCCCAAAUAAUUACUCAAUUUAAAAUUAUGCUCUUAACUGUAGAGAUUGUGUGACGAGAGAAAUAACUUAUUUUUGUACCAUGAUGAUCGACAAACUCUACCAAAUAGAGAGAUGUCUAUAGGAAGGUACACUUUAGAAAAAUGCUGAUAUUCAUUGGAGCCCAAAACUGGCACUACUAAAAGGCAGAGAAAGGAUUACAAUACAUUAGCCUAGUAUGAAAAGGCUUACAGGUUUCAUUCCUGUUUUAAGGUCUUAAUCUCGUGGUACAUGCUACUUACAUGAUUGAUUCCAUGUAUAAUUUUGUACAUAACUGUUUUGUAUAUAAUUGAAAGAUGGGCCUGGGUUUUAAUGUCUUAACUCUGAGUGUCUAACUGAAUGUAUUCAUAACAUGAACUGAAAACCCCGCCAGCCUCAGUCAAAUUUUGUUUCUAGACACUUUGCUGUGGUGUUCAAAUCAACUUAUGUUUUUUCUGUUUUUAACUAUGUGCCUCAAUGUAUUUGCUCACUUCAAGGAUAUGUAUGUAACUGUUAUUUGUAUUCUAUGCCUAUUUACGAGACGUGGAAAUGGUCACAUCACAGAUAGUCAAUUCAAAUUGGUAUCCCUUCAUAUUAUUGCGAUUUUAAAUUACAAUUUUAAGAUCAAGACUGGCCAGUCUUGUGUAAAAAUGGUCUAGAAAGCACACUACAAACGUCUACAAUGUGGGGAUCUUUUGUUUUUAUGCUUCCAGGGGGCUCAAAUCUUGUUACAGAAUCAUGUUGCAAAAAAAAAAGUUUUGCACAUUACAUCAGUGUCUCAUACAAGGUUUUGUGGCGUGAGUUACAAUACUAGGAUGUUUACAAACAACCUUGAAGUCAUCAGAACAGUAUUUGAGAAAAUAACAAUUGUUGUACUAACUGUUUCAUGUCCAUUUGUACUCUUACUGAUUUUAAAGCAUAGUAUAACAGUACAUGUACUAUCUGUAAAUGUGUCAAGAGAAAUUACUGUAUAUAAUCAAUGUUUUUUUAAAGUAAAUUUGAAUCCAAUGAAAAAUGA